Molecule: messenger RNA, 2049 nt
Organism: Linum trigynum
Lineage: Eukaryota; Viridiplantae; Streptophyta; Magnoliopsida; Malpighiales; Linaceae
Source: the annotation of a GenBank genome assembly
UGCAGCUAUAUGUGUUGUGGACCCAAGGCCCAUGAAGGAAACAAAGACAAAAGUCACUUGGGUUUGUGAAAAAGCCCACAGAAAAUGAAAUACAAGCUGAAUCAAAGCCCACAAAAUCAAACCAAACGGAUUGAUCGCGUCGGACCGGAUUUUAGUGCCGGCUGAGUCCAUUCCGACCGGGCGAUAUAAAUUGAGAGGAGCCGAAGAAGUUCCGUUCCGAGCUGGAGCUUUUACUGCUCAGUCCUCGCCUGUUCUUCUCUUCACGGCUGCGUCUUAUCUUUAGCCGGAGCAAUGUCCAGAGGGCCGGGCCGUCUGAUUGAUAACGUGAAGAAGUUUGCCGACACGCAGUACAAAGAUUUCACAGCUCGGUAUGGCGACCAAUUGGUGGACGUUUUCGAGUUCCCCAUUAAGCUUGUGCUGUCCCCUUUCACCCUCGCCUUUGACAUCGUUGGCUCCGCUCCCCGAGGGUUCGGCGUCCCUGAACUCAUCUCCAAGCUCUCGUAUGCUUCCGUCUUCGCUGUGGCUACACUUGGGACGUAUGAUAUUGCUUUGGAGUUGGGAAAGAAGGUUAUCUGUCAGAGGAACUGUCGAACUUGCAAUGGUUGGCAGGCAUUGCGGUGUACCAUGUGUAGAGGAUCAGGAUGUGUGCAGUACCAAGUGAGAAAUUACUCCUUGAGAAGAGGGGAGAAGCCCACUGCUGAAUGUGUUGCAGAUGCAAUUUCUGAAAAUCGAGCUGAAGUAAUGCAUUUUCCAGCUGCCAUGAAUUCUGAUGUGCCUUUGCCAUCUAAAGACUGCCCAGACUGUGAUGGGACGGGUGUAAUGGGGUGUCCUGAAUGCAAAGAUAAAUUACAAGUCAGGAUCUCUGCUGAUGAUAUUAUGGAGCCACCAUGGAAAGCAUAUAAUGUUCUGGGCAAGAUGGACUAUCCUUAUGAGCAUAUCCGUGACAGCAUGAAAGAUCCUAGUAUUGCUGCUUUUUGGUUGUUUACCUUCCCCCAGGUCGUGGGUGGGUUGAAUUAUGAUGAUGACAUCAAAAGGAAAAUUUGGUGGCAGUACGAGGAAUCAUUUAAAUAUGAUAAAUUACGGGAUAUCGUGGCUAAGCGAGCUCCUGGCUGGGAAUUAUUACAGGAAGCCUUGAUCACGAUAGACCCUAUUCGUGCCAGGGAAGAUCCAGUUAUUGUGAAAAAUCUUCCACACUACAGGGCCAAGAAGGCAUUGGAGGCAGAGGUCAUGAGACUUGAUCCACCACCACGGCCAGAAAAGUGGGGAGAGCUGGACCUUCCUCUGAAUUCUUCAUCCUGGAGUGUGGAAGAUCUAAAAAAGCCAGAAAAGUUCUAUGAGAUGACCGUUCUUCUUAAUGCACAAAGAGAAAUGUCUGAUAAAAUGUUGGAUGCACAAUGGGAAGCUAAAUGGCGUCAGGAAAAGUUGAACCAAAUGUUGGAGGAGAAGGUGCAGCCAUACCUCAAGGAUGCCGACAACGGCAUUCUCUCGCAACCAAUCAUCUUACAACCACAAAAUCAGCAGAAAGAGAGGAAGAGGCGAAAGAAAUGGUGGAUUUUCUGAGUUAACGUGUUGUUCGUACGUAAAUGGUGUUCUUAUGGAGCCAAUGACACAAGAAACCAAUGCAGCAUAUGCUUCUUCCUGAUCCAGUGUCUGCAUCUAGCUCCUGCAGGUAGAGAUAACUUCCUUGCAGCAUGCGAAAUCAAUGGCCAAUCGUUGUAAUGGUCGACCAGUUACGCUGAUGUAAAGAAAGACAUUGUGAGGAGAAAGUGGUAUAUCUGUGUAACACUCAAUGCAUCGAGCAAGUGUGUUACUACAACACAAUUUUGUUUGAUCUGUAUCGCUGUCACAAGUACGUGGUUGUUCUAGUCUACAUGAAUAUUUGACGAAUUCAUAAAAAGUUAGCCGAUAAGUGUAUAACAUGAACACCCCACCAAGGUGCUUACUCUGGAUGGUGACUGCGACUAGAACGUAGCCGCAACUCUGCAAGCCAUCAUAAACCUCCAACUGCACCUUUACCACAGCAAAUAUCAAUACACCCCACGAAUUUGC